Cucumis melo (muskmelon) is the source of this 921-nucleotide messenger RNA. Its product is annotated as protein EXORDIUM-like 2. The transcript has a single exon. NCBI's taxonomy places the organism in Eukaryota, Viridiplantae, Streptophyta, Magnoliopsida, Cucurbitales, Cucurbitaceae. The coding region runs from base 1 to 921 and encodes 306 amino acids. The record is from RefSeq and is a predicted model, not a curated record.
AUGGAGUGUUGUAGGCGAAUUCCAAGUUCAUCAUUUGGGGUAGUAGCCAUCUCCCUUCUCCUGGUGGUGUUGGUGAGCGUCCCUAAGGCAGAUGCCAACAAGGAUCCAUUGACCGCAUUAGAAAACCACGGCGGGAAGAUGCUUAAAGGCAAGCUGGAUUUGUCGGUGGUAUUCUACGGGCAAUUCGGACGGAUCCAGAAGAACAGACUGAGGGCAUUUUUGAAGUCGUUGAAUCAAAAUGGUCCAGCUGGGUCUCGUUCACAAGUUUCGUCCUGGUGGCGCAUGGUUAGCUCCUACGUUCCAGGGGCUGCCGAAAUUAAAGUCAAGGUUGUGAAGCAAUACGUGGAUCCCAAUUACUCUCUUGGAAAAGUUAUGACUCGUGAUUUUAUUAAGAUUCUUGUCAAAAACGCCGUCGUUGGAUUGCGAGGUGCCAUCCCCGUGAUCGUGGGAGCCAGAGACGUGACGGUUGAAGGGCUUUGCAUGGGGAAAUGCGCAGAGCAUGGAGUUAUUGAUGGAAUUCCGUACGUGAUUAUUGGGAACCCAGAGACGGAGUGCCCAGGAGCCUGUGCAUGGCCAUUUCGCAGAGCCGACUACGGCCCCGCCGGUGCCAUCCUUAAGCCACCAAGCGGUGACGUCGGGGCAGAUGCCAUGGUCGUGUCCUUGGCCUCUGGCUUGGCCUCCGUCGUCAGCAACCCCUUCCAUACAGGCUUAUACCAGCUGGGCGAGAAGGGUGACAUGAUUGAGGCCUCCACCGCCUGCCCAGGCAUGUUUGGCACUGGAGCCGCCCCUGGCUACUCCGGAAAGGUCGCCGUUGACCCCCAUACUGGUGGCGCUUACAAUGCCGUUGGCUUUAAGGGCAAGAAGUUUCUUCUUCCUGCUCUUUGGAACCCUAAGACGUCCUCUUGUUGGACUGUCAUGUAA